Molecule: messenger RNA, 2336 nt
Organism: Nothoprocta perdicaria
Lineage: Eukaryota; Metazoa; Chordata; Aves; Tinamiformes; Tinamidae
Product: KIAA1958 ortholog
Exons: 2
Coding region: 1-2181 (726 amino acids)
Source: RefSeq, a predicted model, not a curated record
AUGGAGGACUGCCUGCACACCUCCUCGGAAAACCUGUCGAAGCUGGUGAGCUGGGCCCACAGCCAUGGCACCAUCUGCAGCCUCAUCCCCAACCUGAAGCACCUGCUCUCGGAGGGCGCGCACGGCAACCUGACGGCCAUGUGGGGCUGCAGCGCCGGCCAUGCCUACCACUGGCCCCUGGCGGCCACGUGCCGGGCCGGCUCCCAGGAGCGCGUCUGCUUCCAGGACAGCCGCAGCUUCAACUCGGACAGCCCCAGCAUCAUCGGCGUGCCCUCGGAGGCGCAGGCCAGCCCGCUGGAGCGCUACCCAGGGCGGCCGGGCAAGGCCAAGCUGGACUGCACACGCACGCGUGACUCCUGCGACUUCUCCUACUGCAGCGAACCCUCAGAGCUGGGYGAGGCCGUGGAGGAGUACGAGGACGAGGCCACUCUCUUCGACAUGGUCUGCGAGUCCUCGGUCACCGACGAGGACAGCGACUUCGAGCCGCACCCGCAGCGGGCGCCGAGCAUGGCGCGCAAGCGGCCGCCCGCCCCGCUGUGCCCCACCGCGCCGGCCCUGGYGACCGACGAGGGCGGCGGCGAGGUCAUCGUCAAGAAGAUAAAGCAGGAGCUGCCCGAGGACUACUACAUCGUGGCCAACGCCGAGCUGACGGGCGGCGUGGACGGGCCGGCCCUCUCGCUCAYGCACAUGUCCAAGCCCAAGCCCCAGCCUCACUCCAGCACCUCCUACCCCUGCGCGGCCAAGCCCGCCCCGCUGGGCGCCCCGGUGCCGGGCGCCGACCUGGAGGCGCCGGGCGCCGCCNNNNCCGUGCUGCCGCGGCCGCCCGCGCAGAAGCCGCCGCGCGGUGCCGUGGCGUCCCCGGCGCGGGGCGCCGGCCCGCAGGCGCCUGUGAGCAGCUCCAACACCGCCGGGAAGCCYAUCAGCAUCCCGCUGUCCGCUCUGCAGCUGCCCGGGCAGGAGGAGCCCCCCGGCGCCGAGGACGCGGCGCCGCCAGCGCCUAAUGYGGCGCCGGGCUGCGAGGCGGCCGCCCCCUCGCCGUCGCUGAGCACCGAGCCCGAGGUCAGCUCCAGCCAGCAGCAGCCCCACGCCACGCUCGCCGUGCCCGCCGAGGCGCCGGCCGUGCCGGCCGUGCCAGACCAGGACGARAGGGCGGCGGAGCUGAGCAGGGAGCAGAACGAGAAGACCAUCCGGAGCACGCAGACGGCGCUCCGCAACUUCCGCGAGUUCCUCAUCUCCAAGUACCCCUCGGAGACGCGCGAGAUCUACGUGAUCCCCUGCAAGGAGCUCGACGCCUACCUCGCUUCCUUCUUUGUGGACGCCAGGCAGAAGGAUGGCUCUGAGUACGAGCCCAACAGCCUGGCCAACUACCAGUGCGGGCUGGAGCGCUACCUCAAGGAGCACAGGUAUGGGUACAGCAUCACCAGGGAUAAGGAGUUCAAGCGGUCCCAGGAAGCCCUGAAGCAAAAGCAGAUAGAGCUGAGGUGCAAGGGUAAGGGCAACAAGCCACACAAGUCCAUGAAGCUCACCUUUGCUGAUGAGCUGAUCCUGCGCAAGAGGGGUUUGUUGAGCCGGUACAAUCCCGAAGGGCUCCUGAACCUCGUGUGGCUCAACAACACCAAGGCGUUUGGGCACUGCACGGGCUUCCACGGCUCCACCCUCAAGUGGGGAGACAUCCGCCUCCGCGUGACGGAGACCGGGCUGGAGUACCUGGAGUGGAUGGGGCCGGACAACGGCGACGCCAAYGCCAAGAGCAAGCGCGGCGGGACGGACUCGCGCGUCUACGCCACGCAGCACUCCCCGCAGACCUGCCCCGUGCAGGACUACAAGGAGUACGCGCAGCGGCGGCCCCCGGCCAUGCGCUACGAGGACGCCCCUUUCUACCUGUCCAUCAAGCCCGUUGUCAACCUGGCCGCGCUGCACUGGUACAACUGCCAGGCCCUGGGGAAAAACAAGCUGGCCAAGAUGGUGAAGACCAUGUGCGAGAAGGGCAACAUCCCCGGCAGGAAGACCAACUUCAGCGUCUACCAGAGCUGCAGCACCCUCUCGGAAGCACAGAGCAACCAGCUGGUGCUCAUCUGUAACAACCUGAGCCAGCAGGCUGCCCAGUCCAUGGCAAGCCACUCCAAUGCCGGCAACUUCAUAGUGUCAGCUUCCUACGACUCUUCCUCCGACACGGCCUGAGGGAGGGAUAUAAGCCCAACAGUUCCUUCCUUCCCAAGCGUUGAGUUUGUGCCCACUAACACACAUCAACUGUGAUCGUACGCUGUUCCCCGCCGCCUCUCCCAGUCCUCUCAAGUGUUAACUCACUUUAUAAAAAUAUAUAAAUAUAUAAUAUA